GUAUAUAUUAAUCUGUGCUGUGGUAAUUAAUUUGUAAACAAAUAGCAUUUUAAAAUGAAAAAUGAAAAUGUGCUUAAUAAUUUUCAUUGCUGUUGACUCUAAAUAUAUAGUGAACUAAUUACAGAGUGAAAUUUAGUGUUAUCAUCAUGGAAGACGUGUUAAUAUUAAAGGAUUACAAAACUGUACCAGACAUUGUUCACGAAUACUCACCGUCGUUGAAGUUUGGUCAUAUCCCACUUGUAAUUGACAAUGGAUCUUACCAAUGUAGGGUGGGUUGGUCAAUACAUGAUGAACCGCAUUUGAUUUUUAAAAACCUAAUCGCCAGACCUCGUAAAGACCGGUGUAAAAAAGAUGCAGAGCCCCCUGUCACCCCACCUAUACAAAUAGGAAAUGAUAUAAUUAAUAUAGAAGCUGUCAGAUUUCAAUUGAAAACCCAAUUUGACAAGAAUGUGGUGACCCACUUUGAGGUACAGGAGUUGGUAUGUGACUACAUAUUCUCACAUCUAGGCAUUGACAAUGAAGGCAGUGUACCACACCCUGUUGUCAUGACUGAAGCUUUUGUAACACCAAACUAUAGCCGACAAUUAAUGUCAGAACUCCUUUUCGAGGGCUAUGGUGUGCCAGCAGUGAGUUACGGUGUAGACUCAAUCUUCAGCAUGUACCGGAAUGACAUUGGUGACACUGCCCUUAUUGUCAACAUGGGCUACCACACUAUACACAUAAUACCAGUUAUAAGAGGCAAGGUUAUUGAAGAGCAUGCUAGGAGAAUUAAUUUAGGUGGUAGUGAAAUAAUUUGCUACAUGCAUAAGCUGUUGCAGUUAAAGUAUCCCGUGCACGUGAAUGCUAUAACAAUGUCUAGGAUAGAAGAGAUUCUGCAAGAGCACAGUACUAUUGCUCUGGACUACCAGGAGGAGAUCAGAAAGUGGGCGAACCCUGAUUAUUAUGAAGCUAAUGUAAAGAGGAUUCAACUGCCUUUUGUGCAGCCUGCUAGCUCUUCUGGUUUAACAGCUGAACAACAAAAGGAAAGAAAAAAAGAAAUGGCGCGGCGUCUUCUAGAAAUAAACGCAAGAAAGCGAGAGGAAAGACUUGCAGAGGAUGAGGAACAAUUAAAUCAGCUCCUAGCACUUCAGGAUCUAAUAGAGGAAGGUGACACGGAAGAAUUCAAUGAAGCAAUCAAAAGUUUUGAAAUAAAAAACUAUGGCGAUCUGCAGAGGCAAAUAUCAAAUCUCAACAUGCGUAUAGAGAAGAACAAGCAACGCAUCGCCACGGCGGCGAACGCCGAGGAGCCGCCGGAACCCCGGCCGACGGGUCGCUGGCAGGCGCCCUCGGACCCGGAGGCGUUCCAAAUCUGGCUCAAUGACACGCGCGCUAAGUACCGCGAGGUGCUGGUGCGGCGCGAGGCCCGGCGCGCGCGCCGCGCCGCUAUGGUGAAGCGGCGCACGGCGGCCGCGGCCGAGCGCAUGCGCGCCAUCUCGCGCUUGGCGGCCGCGGGCGACGACUUCGGCUACCGGGACUCCGACUGGGAUGUCUACAAAAGCAUAAGCCGCGAAGCAGACUCGGACUCCGAGGCGGACGGCGAGCGACUUGUGGAGCUGGAGGAGGCGCUGCGCGAGCACGAGCCGGCGCAGCCCAGCCACCACCAGCACCAGCUGCACCUCGCCAUCGAGCCUUACCGAGCUCCAGAAUUAAUAUUCCAACCGUCGAUGAUGGGAAACUUGGAAGCUGGCUUAGCGGAGUGUAUGGAGUACGUGUUCAAGCACUUCAGUCCUGAAGAUCAGUUGUUGUUGGCGAACAACGUGUUCCUCACUGGCGGUUGUUCGCAAUUUCCAGGCCUUAAAGAAAGAUUAGAAAAGGAGCUUCUCGAGAUGCGUCCGUUCCAGUCGACGCACAAAGUGGUAAUGGCGCAGAACCCCAGUCUCGACGCGUGGUACGGCGCGCGCGACUUCGCCGGCAGCAACGAGUUCGACAACUGGUGCAUCACCAAGGAGGACUACUACGAAAUGGGCGGCGAGUAUCUGAAGGAGCACCACGCUAGCAACAGAUACUACAAAAGCCCGGCGCCAAUCAUAGACAAUACGUUGGCUCCCGCUGGUGACGCUAAUGUUAUUAAAGAGGAAAUUGUCGUUGACUGCUAAUAUUUAAAUCAUUUAUUUCAUAAGCUGAAUGUAUUGAAAUAAAUACUGUUUAAAACUUA
Bicyclus anynana (squinting bush brown) is the source of this 2194-nucleotide messenger RNA. It is a transcript of the gene Arp5, whose product is annotated as actin-related protein 5. The record is from RefSeq and is a predicted model, not a curated record. Gene Ontology annotation, cellular component: cytoplasm; Ino80 complex. Gene Ontology annotation, biological process: regulation of DNA-templated transcription. NCBI's taxonomy places the organism in Eukaryota, Metazoa, Arthropoda, Insecta, Lepidoptera, Nymphalidae. Bases 147 to 2135 code for a protein of 662 amino acids. The transcript has 12 exons.